Molecule: messenger RNA, 999 nt
Organism: Cyprinus carpio (common carp)
Lineage: Eukaryota; Metazoa; Chordata; Actinopteri; Cypriniformes; Cyprinidae
Product: septin-7-like
Exons: 7
Coding region: 457-897 (146 amino acids)
Biological process (GO): cilium assembly; cytoskeleton-dependent cytokinesis
Cellular component (GO): septin ring; cell division site; septin complex
Molecular function (GO): GTP binding; molecular adaptor activity; GTPase activity
Source: RefSeq, a predicted model, not a curated record
AAUAAUCUUAGCUCGCCUUAACGCAUUAGCUAGAAAAAACUCAGUAACGAGUAGAGAAAUCCACAACAGAUUUUAACUGCACUGCGUUCGACAACGUCUACCUUGACGGUACGUUUGUGAACUGAAGCAGCGCAGAACAGGUGCUAAAGGAAAGUCUUCACGGGGAAGAGAACAAGAAUGCUGUUUCCGGGGAUCACAGCCAUAUAUAUAGGGAGGGGGUGGGCUCCUUGUCAUGAGCUGUGAUUGGUCCGUCUUUCGGACAGACGUGGUGUAAUUGGUGCUUCCAUAGUGCCUGGGGCGUUUCCCAUAGUGAGAUACUGAGCGAUUGUUUGAAAGAGAACAGACGGUUAUCGGGGGAAAAAAAGACAAACGAUAAACCUAUCAGCUUUUUGGCGAGGAGGAUGAGGAUCAGGAAGUUUCACCUGACACAGCUGACCCUGAGGCUGCUUGUCUCACAUGCAGGAUCUGAAGGAUGUGACCAAUAAUGUUCACUAUGAAAACUACUGGAGUAAGAAACUAGCAGCUGUCACCUGCAACGGGGUCGACGCCACCAAGAACAAGGACCAGCUCACAAAGAGUCCCCUGGCCCAGAUGGAGGAGGAGAGGAGGGAGCAUGUAAUGAAGAUGAAGAAGAUGGAGACAGAGAUGGAGCAGGUCUUUGAGAUGAAGGUCAAAGAAAAGAAGCAAAAACUGAAGGACUCUGAGGCAGAGUUGGAGCGGCAUCAUGAACAGAUGAAGAAGAAUCUAGAAGCUCAGUAUAAAGAGCUUGAGGAGAAGAGGCGCCAGUUUGAGGAGGAAAAAGCCAACUGGGAGACCCAGCAACACAUCCUGGAGCAGCAGAAACUUGAUGCAUCAAACGGCCAGGAAUCAUGUAAACAGGAUGUGUUUGGCCGCUGACAUUCCCCUCAUUGAGAGCGGCACGGCUGGCUAUCUGGGACAAGUCACAGUUAUCAAGAAGGGUCAAACGGAUUGCUACGAGUGUCAGCCUAAACCCACGCA